AUGCAGUCCUCGCCAUCAGAAGGUAUUUAUGCUUCUUUACAGACACUUCCUUGCUGUUUUUCUCCUAUCCAAAGCCCUCAUGAGCUGCGGACAGAAAACUCUCCCAACUCUCAGCCAGCUAUGAAUCAAGGCCAAGAGCUUACACAUUUAAUUGAACCACAGCUGCAGCACUUGUGGGGGUUUCCGGCUGAACCAUACGUUACUGAGGGACUUGACUCACUCUCUGAUCUGGGUCUUUUCGGUGAUGGAAGUGAUUUUCAGGAUGCCUUGGACAGACUCACAGCCUCAAACGGAGGCAACGAUAAUGUCGAUGGUAGCCUACUACAACACGAUACUACGCUGAACGGCAACACAAUCCCAGCGGCGGAAAAUACGGAAACUCACGGUUACCAACCGUCACUCGACGAACACACGGGCGCCUUAACAGCGGGACUGGAUGAUGGUAAGCAUGUGCUGAAAAGGUCUUUUGAUUGCAUAGAUGAUGCCACGAAUGCCCGUACCGACGACACCUGUGAAACUUCUAAAAGACUGUGCAAAUCACCCUCCAAUACUCCUGGAACCAUUCGAAUUGCAAGUCCUUCGACCCUCUGCGAUGCUACUUCCUGUCACUCUAGCGACGGCUCAAUAGCUUCCUCUCACAAUGGGUCACAUCUUGCUCUACUUCAACGUACGGGCCGCUCAUAUGAGCAGGAGAAUGUAUCGCAAGCUAUAACUGUGGAACGUGCCCUGCGUUCGCCACCCACGCAAUGUAUUCCUGAUGAUAAUUCUCGAAGAGAACGUGAAUCAUCAGUUGACUCUUUGUUUGACGAUGUUGAAGUUCCCGGUGAACCCGUUCCGCCGCCAGUUCCAAUCCAUCAACCGUUGUCUCUUCCUGGAAGGCCCUGUCAUACUGUCUUCUCCUCGAUCCUAUCGCCCCCAGAAUCCCCUCCGGGUGCCGAGCCAGUCUUUCUCAAGCCGUGGGUACGAAAACCAGUAUCAGAAAUUAUAAAAAAAUACAACAAUAUCGGAAGCCAAGAUCUACUCAAUUCCAUGUACAGACAGGUUUUCACUACGCACCGCAAUGCAGAGAAAUAUAUUUCACCCUAUCCUCGCAUGGGUGGACCACUAGGCUAUCUACCGUCGACUCCAGUCGCUCACGUCAAGUGUGUUGAAGUAGCAGACAGCACAGUUAACCACAGAAUCAACCAAUACCGCAGGAUAGCGCAUAGGAUGAGAUAUGAGCGGGAUAAAAUUGCAUGGUUUUCUGCGCAGUGGGGGGACAUUGACCCUGUUACUGGAAAGUCAAAGGCACAACAGAUGAGGGAAGAAUGUACCCUCCUGAAACGGUCGAUAACUUUCAAAAACAAGGCAAUUGAAGAAGCCACAGCUGAUGCGGAACUCUGGCGCAACAAGUUUCGGAACCUUGAAGCUGCCCACCUCAACCUCCUCACGCAGUAUCAUGCCGCAAUCGCUGUAGCCUCCAAGGCUACGGCAGCAAACCUUGCUUCUCAUCAAGGAACAUCCAAGCCUACAACAGUGGCCUCAGAGCCUGCAAGGAUCGAUCUUACUGCCGAAAAACCAGUAACCGCAAAGCCUGCUGUUUCUGCCUUGAACCGUAUGCGUAUGAAGAAGUAUAAUUGGCUGGAUAACAGUCGGCGUUGCCCGGCGCCCCAACCUGCAACCCCGGCUGCUGAGAAUGAGUCUGAACCUGGUCAAGAUGACAAUGACGAGCGUAGCCAGAUGCUUGUGCAGGAACUUGGAGAUUUAAAUUAG
Molecule: messenger RNA, 1752 nt
Organism: Trichophyton rubrum CBS 118892
Lineage: Eukaryota; Fungi; Ascomycota; Eurotiomycetes; Onygenales; Arthrodermataceae
Exons: 1
Coding region: 1-1752 (583 amino acids)
Source: RefSeq, a predicted model, not a curated record